This is a messenger RNA of Pieris macdunnoughi, 603 nucleotides long. The record is from the annotation of a GenBank genome assembly. Lineage: Eukaryota; Metazoa; Arthropoda; Insecta; Lepidoptera; Pieridae.
AUGCUUCCGCGCAGCAAAAAAGACCUGCAACCACCGACGCUUAUUGCUAAACGCUUUUGUUUUAGCAGUGGUCUUCUCCCAUGGAGACAAGUGAAGAGAGCGGGGACUAACAAAGCAUUUAAUGCAGUCAUAUUCGCAUUCAACGUGGAUAUACCUCCCGCUUUAGCCGUAGAGGCGAAGCAGAACAAUGUAGAAGUGAAAAGGCACAACGUUAUUUACAUAUUGGUGGAUGAGGUGAAGCAGCUCAUCAAUCAGAAGAUUCCCACUACACAGCAGGAGGAGCUUCUUGGUGAGGCAAAAGUUUUGCAACAGUUCCUAGUUUCGGAACGCAAGAAGAAAGUGCCGGUGGCUGGAUGUCGCUGUACCAAAGGAACGCUUUUGAGACAGGCUUUGUAUAAAGUGAUACGGAAUGAUCAAGUCGUGUUUGAAGGUAAAUUAGCCUCAAUGAAGCAUUUAAGAGACGAAGUAACAUCAAUAAAGAAUGACACUGAAUGCGGGAUCCGGUUCGAUGAUACGAGUUUUGACGUACAGGCCGGAGAUAUCGUAGUGUGCUAUAAACUCGUAGAUGUCACUCAUACAACUGAAUGGGAUCCUGGAUUUUAG